This is a messenger RNA of Phlebotomus papatasi, 1941 nucleotides long. Its product is annotated as BTB/POZ domain-containing adapter for CUL3-mediated RhoA degradation protein 3. Bases 147 to 1034 code for a protein of 295 amino acids. Gene Ontology annotation, biological process: protein homooligomerization. Gene Ontology annotation, molecular function: protein binding. The record is from RefSeq and is a predicted model, not a curated record. Lineage: Eukaryota; Metazoa; Arthropoda; Insecta; Diptera; Psychodidae. The transcript is spliced from 4 exons.
ACAGUGACGUAGUGAACUGUCAAAAAUUUCUUAUUCUGCGACUUUUCUCUCAAAAAUUUUCCGUAAUUUUUCUGCAAAAUUUUCUGUGAAAAUUCAUGCAAAUAGAUAGCCAAGAGAUACAAAGGAGCCACAGGAAGUGAAUUAAAAUGUGUGAUAACACACUAAUACGCCCUUCGUCCCAGUACGUGAAGCUCAAUGUUGGCGGAUCUCUAUUCCAGACUACUAUUGGCACCCUCACGAAGCAUGACACCAUGUUCAGGGCUAUGUUCAGUGGGCGGAUGGACUUGCACACGGAUGCAGAAGGGUGGAUAAUGAUUGAUCGCAGUGGCACACACUUUGACGUCAUCCUCAAUUUCAUGAGGGACGGCACAGUGACGCUGCCGGAGACAGCAAAGGGAGUGUCUGAAUUGCUGGCUGAAGCCAAGUACUACUGCAUCAGCGAAUUGGCUGAGUCUUGUGAGAGAGCGCUGCCGAAGAAGGAGCGCGAAACUGAACCCAUCUGCAGGGUGCCGCUCAUCACCUCCCAAAAGGAGGAACAAAUGCUGAUAAGCUCAUCAAUUAAACCCGUAGUUAAAUUGCUGAUUAAUCGCCACAACAAUAAGUAUUCCUACACAAACACAUCCGACGACAAUUUGCUGAAGAACAUUGAGUUGUUCGACAAGUUGUCGUUGCGAUUCAGCUGUCGCAUCCUGUUUAUCAAGGACGUUAUUGGCUCAAAUGAAAUCUGUUGCUGGAGUUUCUAUGGGAAUGGCAAGAGGGUGGCUGAGGUGUGUUGUACGUCCAUUGUCUAUGCCACGGACAAGAAACACACGAAAGUUGAGUAUCCAGAGGCGAGAAUCUACGAAGAGACGCUCAAUAUAAUUUUGUAUGAGGAUAAGCAUUUGCCGGAUCAGGAAUUGGUGCAGGCUACAAGUACGACGAGAGGAGUUGUGGCGGCUGGAAGUGCGGGAUUGUCGACGUAUACGAGUGAUGAGGAGGAGGAAAGGACUGGACUGGCGCGAUUGAGAUCGAAUAAACAGAAUAACCCCACUUGAUUUGCGCAUCAGCUCAGUUUCAGACGAGCACUCUUGCCAAAGAAAAAAUGAGAAAUAGCCACAAACAUCAGUGUCAUCUUCAGCCAUCGCCUCGAGGAGAUCAUUCUCGCUAGGCCACAAUCACCAUCAAUUCCUCCAUCUCCCACCAUUUCUAUCCAUUCAGCUCCUGUUGAUCCUCCAGCUCCAGCCACUUCCAACUCCCCCGAAUCCUCAGCACUCGAUGACUUUGUCGCCUUCUGGAUUGACACUUUUCUCUGUUGCUUCAUCCCUAAACUUCAAGACUUUCACUUCUGAGAAAAUGAACACUGAGAAGUCCCCUUUCUAACCCUUACCAUCCCUUUCCACUAACCCCCAUCAAUCCCACAAAAAAGCCCCAUUUUGCAAAACAGAGAGCAACAAAAAAGAACUUGCAAACAUUUUGUAACUAAUAAAAAAAUACAGGAAACCGCGAAAACGAGGGAAUCAAAAAAAAACAAGAUACUAAGAUGAAACCUCAGUUUUAGCUAUAAAAAAAACAGAUUACAUUACACAGAACAAAAUAAUAAUCUUAAAUGUUUAACUGGAUCAAAGAAAUAGAGAAACAGAAAAACAAAUAAUCAAAUGAAUGUUGAAUAAAAAAAAAUUUGUUGAAUAUUUGCCCCACAAAAAGAAAUAUAGAGAGAAAAACAAAAAAAAAGACAACCCAAAAUCCCUCAAUAUUUAUCAGCAAAAAUAUUAAUGUGACACAGAGAGAGAGUAUAUUUAAUGAGCAAAGAAUAAUCCCCCAAAAUGUAAUUGACCGUUGUGACCACAUUAAACAAUAAUCUUAAUAUUCCCUCAAAAUAUAUUUCAAUGAAAAAAAAAUACUAUGUGUAAAAUCCUUCUCUGGAAGACAAAUUAUAAAUGAAUAAAAUGCAGUGAAUGUCAA